Fonsecaea monophora is the source of this 486-nucleotide messenger RNA. RefSeq lists its product as hypothetical. The record is from RefSeq and is a predicted model, not a curated record. Lineage: Eukaryota; Fungi; Ascomycota; Eurotiomycetes; Chaetothyriales; Herpotrichiellaceae. The transcript has a single exon. Bases 1 to 486 code for a protein of 161 amino acids.
AUGGCCCCCAUUCCCAACCGCAGCAACAACGGCGACAACUUCCGCUGCGAUGGUUACCCACGCCCGGGAGGCAUGAGCCAAACCCAAAUGGUCCAUCACUAUCUUGUCCACGAGAGCCUUUUCCACCUUCAGCGAGCCCAGAUGGCUUUGGGACGGGGCAGAAACCUUAUGCUUCAACUGCUGCAGAUCGAGAAAGACGCGGGCAGGAACGGGGACGAUCUGUCCAUGAUGUGCAAUCAAAUGGCCGCGUCCAACGGUAAACUGCAGGACAUGAUGGCCUCCGUGACCCAGAUGGCCGAGGGUUUGGUCCAGCGGAGCGUGUACGCUGCGAGGCUUGCCCAGCAGGCCAACACCAACGGCGUCGUUGCUGUCAACGGCACACACGUCCACUCUGCCGAAGCAGCCACGGCCGAGACUGAGGAGGCGUCGACUUUGAACGGCUCGGGGGAGCGCGGCCCCAAUGGUGCCCUGGCAGAAGAAGAAUAG